CUUCUUCAAUGUUAUUGAUUAAAUAAUGUGGUUUGGGGGGAGGAGAGAGUUGAGAGAAUGAAUGCAGGAGGUGUUGAUAUGAGACAAGGGGGAUACAGAGGGUGAGUGAGUGAGUGAGUGAGUGAGUGAGCGAGUGAUCCAGUGAGUGAUCUUAAUAAGGUUAGUUGUGUGUGUGUGCAGGGUUCAGCAGUAAUCUGACGAGGAAUGCCUGUUCGCACGCUGUACACAAGCAGCUCUGGCAUCAACACUAAAAAAAUUACCAUUACAGUCAUCCAGACGAUUUAAUUUCCCUUCGGGGAUGAAUAAAGUAAUCUAACUAUCUAUCUAAUGGCUUUGAUUAGUACCAACAGGUUUUAUGGUUACAUUUGUGUGUUUGUGUUGGCAAAAGUAGUAUCCACUUAUCAUAUCUGCCCCUCAGUGUACUUUGACCACUGACAUGGGGUUGCCAAUCCUCAACACAGUCACAUGCUCACCAGCUGCAUUCGUAAAUUUGUUUCCCCCCGACAGAGCUUAUAACUUAGAAAAAGGCAGAACCAGGAAGUGCAGAGUUGAUCAUGUUUCAUUUGGAAAGACAGCAUCGGCCCAAUUCCCGUCAGUCUAAUUCAGUUGUAAAGACAAGGCGAUCAAACACUUGUUGACCUUUAGUAUAAGGGAGGACACAAGCAGCGAUCGGCGUAGAUAGUAAAGCUGAAGACACUUUAGGUGUGUAUGUGGAGGGGCGGGUUACAAGCUCGACACUUGUGCAACAUCAUAAGGAACGCAUUCUUCCGACAUGUGCUGCAAUAGCUGCAAACCUUUAAUCUUUGAUCCCACAGAUUUGAUUUAAAGAGCAGUUAGUAGAAGCUGUCCAAGGCUGAAUAUUACCAACAAACUUUUUUUUAGAUCCUGUGCUUCUAAUGCUUUAAAAUUCACUUUUGAAGGAACCCUAUGCUCAGUCAAGAGAGCAGGUAUAAUAAGCUGAUAAAGACGGAAAUCGGGGGAGGUUCAUCCGCACAACAGUAAAAUGAAGCUGAUGUCCAUACCCCAUCUUUUCCAUUUGCUCCUCUUCUGUGCAACGCAGACAUUAGGCGUCAGGAUUCAGUCUGACUCAGUUGUGGGCAGUGAGGGUGUGAUUCAGAUCGAGCUGGAGGGGACUGUGUCUCUGCUCUGCCUGUCUGACGGCGACUCUGAGCCCGACGAAGGCCUGGUGUGGCUGAGGAAUGGCGCCAUGGUCAGGUUGAUGGAAGAAAAUAAAAAGAAUGGCAGCCGAGUAUGUGUGACACCUGCCAUCCAAGAAGAUAACGGCGCCACGUUCACCUGCCACCUGAGCAGCAAUGCCUCCGAUAGUGACUCAGUCACCCUGAACGUCACAUACCCCCCGCCGAUCAUGGGGUCCGAGGAGCUCGUCGUGGAAGAGGAGUCAGUGCUCGUCCUGCAGUGUGACAUCCUGGCCAAUCCACAAGUCUCCUCCGUGGUUUGGACAGUAAAUGGAAGCACAGUGGAUUUAUUAGCAGGCGGCUUCACGCUGACCGAUGACGGCGUUACGAGCCAACUGAUUGCCAACAGCGUGGACAAAAGCCUGCACGCGGCCUCGUAUGGGUGCCUGGCGAAUUCUCCCCUCUAUGGAGAGUUCAACAAGACCUUCCAAGUCACAGUAACAGACAAGGUCAUGAAGUUCCCGCUGAUGCCCAUUAUAGCGGGGGUGGUGGUGGUGUGCCUCACAGCCAUUCUUGCCGUGAUUUCACGAUGGAGUAAAAUCCGACAGUGCUGCAAGUAGUGUCCAAAACAGCUGGUCUUCUCGACUUCACCAAAUGAGGCCCUGAAGACGUCGCACCUCUCCACAAAUACCCAUCUACGUAGGCCUAGUAUUUAAUUUUAGAUUAUGUUUGACAUUGUUAGAGGAAAGGUUGAACAUCAUAGGAAAUGCACUUAUAUUCUUUCUUGCUGAAAGUUUGGAGACCAAUGCAUUAGAGCCAGCAUCAAGCAUAAAUACUAGAAUCAAAGGGAAACAGCUAGGGAGAAGAAAUCCUCAUUAAAACCAUGUGUAGUUUUCAAACUAGAGAUGUAACGUGUUGAUAAGUGAUGCUGUCAACUGUAAUGUUUGUCAUGAAAUCAUUGAUAAUGACAGUGGAAUCCAGGAAAUGCUCAACAUUGAGCUUUGAGAUGAUUCUUUUGUGUUGGUUACUUGUCAUACUGUGAUGAUCCCUGACCCUGUGAUGCAGAAGGGAGCUUUUAAGACUCCAUCAUCUUUAUCCUUAUUCACAUCUUUGCAAUAAAAGUACUUUUGUUCCC
Molecule: messenger RNA, 2271 nt
Organism: Pleuronectes platessa (European plaice)
Lineage: Eukaryota; Metazoa; Chordata; Actinopteri; Pleuronectiformes; Pleuronectidae
Gene: tmigd1
Product: transmembrane and immunoglobulin domain containing 1
Exons: 6
Coding region: 1004-1756 (250 amino acids)
Source: RefSeq, a predicted model, not a curated record